UCGACUGACUCCACUCCCACCCUUCCCCCCGAUGCCAUCCAGCGCCGGCGGCGGGAUGGAGACGGAGCCCGAACAGCCAAAGGCCGCCGGCGGCGGGGGCCACCGCAAGCACCUGGCCAUGCUCGAGCGCCUCUCCAAGCGCUCAUCCUCCUCCUCCUCCGCCGCCGCUGGCGCUUCCUCGGACUCCACCAGCGCCUCCCCCGUCGAGGCCUUCCUCACCCGCUUCGCCGCCGCCAAGCUCGCCGCGGAGUCGGCGCUAUCCGCCUGUCGUGCAUCCUCGCCCGAAGGCGACGCGGCCGCCUCCCUGGCCGCUGCCGCGGCCGCCAUCGAUGACCUCGACCGCCUCGUCGCGGAGUCGUCGCACGCGCUGCCCCCAUACGAGCUGCGAUCCGCCCUCGCCACCGCCGCCGACCUCCGCGCGGCACACAGGGCGGCUGCCUCUGAGAUCCGCCCCAAGAAGUCAUUCUCGUUCAGGAACAAGAGCAGGGCCCCGAAGAACCCGCCUCAAGAUCCUGCCACCGUACCACAACCACAGCCGCCGCCUCCGGAGCAGCCGAAGCCCAGUAUUGACGCGAUCCUACCAGGGUUCGGGUUCCGGGGCAGGAAUGGCGCCACCUUGGUGAAGGAUCUGCGAGUCUCCAACGACAAGGAUGGGGAUUUCACGCUCGCGGAUUUGGUUUCCUGCGAGGUCUAUCUCAAGGGCACAUGCCGGGCGCUUUAUGUCCACAAGCUGAGAGAUUGCCGUGUGUUCGUCGGUGCUGUUCUUGGCUCGGUGCUCAUAGAGGAUGUCGAAGGUUGCACUUUUGUAAUGGCAGCACACCAGAUCAGGAUUCAUGAGGCGAAGGCGACGGAUUUCUACCUGCGGGUGAGGAGCAGGCCGAUCAUUGAGGAUUGCAGUGGUGUGAGGUUUGCACCACAUGCUUUGGAGUAUGAUGGGAUUGAUGAGGAUUUGAAGGAGUCCGGGCUCGAGGAGGAGACUGGUAAUUGGGCUAAUGUGGAUGACUUCAAGUGGCUCAGGGCAGUGCAGUCACCGAAUUGGUGUUUGGUUCCAGAGGAAGAGCGGCUGCAGACUGUCGACAUUUCAGAGGUUCACGAACAGGAGGAUGAUAGCUGAGCUACUUGGGAGGGUUUGCUGUCAGUCUAAUUUUGGUUUAUCCUUCUGGGUUCUUGGUUGGUUAUUGAAUAGUUUAUGCCUAUGCCUUAUAUGGGAGUUAGGUUUUGUUUUUUGGGACAAUGUACAAACCCUUGCUGAAUUGGGAAAGUGAAGAAUGGAAUUGUUAGUGUAUCAAAACAAUAUUGUACACUCUGCAUACCCAAUAGUAAUAAGGACACACAUUUUGGUUGCAGAUCUGGUGUUGUAGCAUCAACACUUCUUUACAGCUAUGUGGAGAAAAGAAAUUGUCUAUCUGAUUCUGUGAUA
Molecule: messenger RNA, 1420 nt
Organism: Setaria italica (foxtail millet)
Lineage: Eukaryota; Viridiplantae; Streptophyta; Magnoliopsida; Poales; Poaceae
Product: tubulin-folding cofactor C
Exons: 1
Coding region: 32-1114 (360 amino acids)
Biological process (GO): post-chaperonin tubulin folding pathway; tubulin complex assembly
Cellular component (GO): cytoplasm
Molecular function (GO): tubulin binding
Source: RefSeq, a predicted model, not a curated record